AUGCCUUAUCAAGCCUUUUCCGAAACAGGUGAUACUGUCGUUAACAUGGAGGAUGAGGAAGGAAUUAACGAGAAUAGCCCUUUGUAUCCCUUUGGUGUUCCUGUUAUUUUAUUGAAUGUUAAAUCUCAAAUGGCAUUUGUUCGUAAAGUUUGUAUAAUCUUUGCAUUGCAACUUAUAGUCACUAUAGCAUUUACAGGUUUAUUAUUAUAUCAGUAUAAUUGGAGACAUUUUAUUCAAAGAUUUGAUUGGUAUUAUCCAAUACUCCCAGUUUUAUCACUUAUUUUGUUGGUUGGAAUUACAUGGAAAUCAAAUGAUAGUUUUCAACCACCUUGUAUAAUGGUAUUAAUAGUGAUCACAAUAACUACCUUGGUUUUACAUCCAUGGUUUUUUACAUUUUGGGAUGCUAUACCAGCAGUUAUUUUCUCAACUUUAUUAUCACUCUUCUUUAUAUUGGAUAAUUGGUAUAUGUUGAAAACAAUGAGUAAGGGUGAUUAUAUGGCUGCCAGUAUGCAAACCUACUUGGAUUUAAUAGUACCAUUUAGAAACAAAUCCGCCCAUAUGGAUGAUGACGAUGAUAAUAAUAAGGGUCUUCAAACCGAUCCAUCGAAAGCAACUCCCACCACUUUCAACUCUGUUACUUAUGAUCAACCUUACAGUCUGCUUAUGAAUCAUGGCACCUCACCAUUCACAGUUAUUAGUACUCCAACUACACAAAUUGCGCCAUCGACAGGAAUAGAGGAACAAGAGGAACCACUAUAUGUGAAUGCUAAACAAAAAUAUCUUCAUGAAUCUCGACAUAAACAUGCUAUGAGACGUCCUCGUGGUCCUGGUGGUAGAUUCCUUACAGCAACUGAAAUUGCAGAAUUAGAACAAAAAAAUAAAGCAGAGCAGCAACCACAACAAGAUGACGGUCAACAAUCACAGCCACCACUACAACAAAAACAAGAUGAUAUUCAACAAGUAAAAACGGUGUGA
Molecule: messenger RNA, 975 nt
Organism: Entrophospora sp. SA101
Lineage: Eukaryota; Fungi; Glomeromycota; Glomeromycetes; Entrophosporales; Entrophosporaceae
Source: the annotation of a GenBank genome assembly